CUCCUCACUCCAGCAACCAACACCAGCACCGACACCACCCCAGCGCGUCCCCCCAAACCCCGACAUCACAACACACGCAGCAUGAAUUCGCCGUUCGAAAACCGGCCGCGAGGCAGCACCACCAAACGCGGCACCCCCAAAAAUACGUCCAGCAAUAAUAUAUUCAGCUCUCCCGUCACCAAGCGCCAACUCUUCCCGAACAACCCACCGAUUCGCCAACCCUUGCAGCCGACCUACGACUUCCUUUCCGGCGAUGCAGGAGGACCCGCGACGCCCUCUCCCCCGCCUUCGGUUACCCCCGUCUCGGCUCAGAGGAAAGUGAGGGUCGACAUUUCGAAUGAGGUCAUACGCGGCGAUCUCAACUCGGUGCGGUACGAGCUACAGAUGUUGAAGGAAGAGCGAUCGCUGGAAAAGAUUAGACACGAGCAGGAGUGCAGGGCUCUUGAGGCUGUCGCGGAGGAACAUGCGAAGCGGGCUGAUACGCUGGAAUCGGACAAACGGUUUUUGUUCGAGAAGCAGAAAGAUCUCGGCGAGAAGCUUCAGGAGAUGCGCGCCGAAGCCGCGGAGGCGAAGCGUGGGCUGGAGCGACAGGUGCGACAACUUCGGGCCGAGAGCGCCGAGCUACGGGAGGCGGUGCGGGACAAAGAGGAGGAUCUCUCGUCGCAGGAACGGCAGUAUAAGCGGCAAAUCGAUGAGUACGAAACGAGAAGCAAUGCACUCAGUCGCGCAAACCAGGAGCUCAAGGAGGAGGUGCACAUCAAGGACCGGACGAUCGAGGAGGUCCAGCGGAAGUUGGAAGGGAAGGAUGGGGAAGCGCAGGAGUUGGAGAUUGAAUUGCUUAGUGCUAAGGCGCAGACUGGGGACCUGGGGACGCUGAAGGUCCUCAAGAAGGAGCUAGCAGAACAGGUUAACCAUAUUAAGACCCUGGAAUCGACUAAUCGAAGGCAACUGUUGGAGUUGAAGUCCCUACGGGAGUCGAGUCGGUCGCUGGAGCUGGUAGAAGAGGAGAAACGGACGCUAGAGGGGAAGUUGAAGAUGUUGAAUGAGAUCCGGGAGGAGCUGUCGGCGGCGCAAGUACGGAUAUCGGUUCUGCAGGACGAACGGAACGCUUGGGAGAGCUACUUCCAGCGCGAAGGACUAGAGUUCGAUUCUCCGGAGAGCCUUGCGAGGGCGUUAAUCGAGGAGAGGGUCGAGAGGAUCGGCCUCACGGAGAAGGCUGGGCGCCUGGAGCCGGAAUUGCUCGAGAAAGAUCAAAUCAUCCAGGAAAUGGAGGGAGAGGUCCGUUUGCUCCGCGAAGAGUUGGAGAAGUUGAAAGAGACGGCAUCAAAGGAUUCCAAGGCACGACAGCGGAUGGAGAGACAGAAAGCGUUGGCGCUCAAGGAGGCGCAGUUUCUGCGGGAACAGCUCAAGUCGUUCUCCACGGAAGAAGCCAUUCACAACCAAGGCAACUUUGACGAGCAGAAAACGGCAAGAAUCCAGGAAUUGGAAACCCUUCUCGAAGCGUACAAGACGGAGAUCGACGAACUGAAGACCGCCGCCAGCGCCGCCGCCGCGUCUAGCACCAGCAACGAAGCUCAAAAUAGCAGAAAGAGGGCCCUCGAGGACACUGCCAGCGACGAACGGCUAGGGGAGCUCAACCGCCGGAACAGGCAAUUGCAGAAUGAUAUCAUGCAAUUACAGCGCAAGGAAACUGUUCUAAACGCCGAGAUUGAGGCGUUGCAUUUCCGCAUUACCUCGAUGGAAGGCACUUCCAUCAGGAUCCUACAGCUAAAGGACAAUCCUACUGCACGAGAGCAAGCAGUCAAGGUCUCCCAGCUCAAAGCCUUGCAGGAGGAGAAUGCCGCUCUACUCGCACAAAUAGAAGGCCGAGGCGAAGAAGUCCGCAUGGUCCCUCGGGCCACCCUCGAGAACGUCCGGGCCGAAAUCAAGGCCAUGGAGAAAGUCGUCGCCGAAAAAGAAAAGCGAAUGAUGCGACUAAAGGAGAUUUGGUCGGCCAAAUCUCUUGAAUUCCGGGAGGCCGUGUUCUCGCUCCUGGGGUGGAAGCUCGAUUUCAUGCAGAACGGACGGGUCCGUGUCACGCAUAUGUUCGGUGACGAAAGUCAGAGCAUCGAGUUUGACGGAGAAAAAGGAACAAUGAAAGUCGCUGGUGGACCAGACAGCAUGUUCCACAAAGAGAUCCGUAACCAGUGCUCCUUUUGGAUGGCGCGACAGAGCAUACCAUGCCUGCUCGCUAGUAUCUUAAUUGAGCAGUAUGAGAAGACCACGAGGGCUCAAUUCAUGUAAAAUGGGAAACCAAUGUCUGUUGAUGUGUACAUGUACCUUUUGCUUCUUACCACUUGUUUGUGUGCCGUUUGAUCGUGGCAUCUAGAGAUAUCUCGUUUGGGAUGGUUAUUGCAUGGGCGUUUCGGGGUUGUUCAAUGGGUCGUCAAUGUACUUCUAUUUUCUACUUUUCGGCUUAGGCAAUAGUUUGCAUUGAUGUUAUUUACUUUCAUCCAAGUAUCGGGAAGCA
Messenger RNA from Tricharina praecox, 2509 nucleotides. Its product is annotated as spindle assembly checkpoint component Mad1. Lineage: Eukaryota; Fungi; Ascomycota; Pezizomycetes; Pezizales; Pyronemataceae. The record is from RefSeq and is a predicted model, not a curated record. Gene Ontology annotation, biological process: mitotic spindle assembly checkpoint signaling; attachment of mitotic spindle microtubules to kinetochore. Gene Ontology annotation, cellular component: kinetochore; nuclear envelope; mitotic spindle. The transcript has 4 exons. The coding region runs from base 82 to 2283 and encodes 733 amino acids.